AUGGCCGAUGCUUUAGUUACUGUUGUUACCGAGGCGAUUCUGAAAAAGGUGGCAUCCAUAGCUGCCAACGAAAUCGGCAUUGUUUGGGGUUACAAAGAGAAGUUGCACACGCUUGAAGGGACCUUGAAAAUGAUCCGUGCCAAGUUACAGGAUGCAGAGAAUGAAAAAGGUCAAAAACAUGGGGUGAUGGAGUGGCUGAAACAGCUCAAAGAUGUUGUUGGUGAAGCUGAUGAUGUGAUGGAUGAGGUUCACUACGAAAUGUUGAGGCGUGAGGUAAAGAAUCGAGAUCAUGUAAGAAUAAAGGUACCCUCUCUUCCAAGCUUGAAAAAGCUUUCAAUUCGUAGAGAACUGGGUCAUAAAAUCAAAAACAUUAACGAAAAGUUGUCUCAAAUCAAUAAACAAGCAAACGACUUGGGACUACAAAACGAACAGCCUUGCCCUGUUGUUCCAUAUCGUCCAUAUCCCGAGACUGUCCCAAAUUUAGAUGAAUUCAAAAUUGUUGGGAGGGAGGAUGAAGAAGAGCGCAUCAUACACCUUUUAACCAAAUCAAGAAAAGAAGAAAAACUUACGAUUGUUCCCAUUACGGGAAUGGGCGGGAUGGGGAAGACCACUCUGGCUAAGUCCGUAUACAAUAAUCCAAAAACCCAGCAAUAUUUUGAUGUGAAAGCUUGGUUGUGUGUGUCAGUUAAGGUUGACAUCAACACACUUCUGGCAAAGAUCUAUGAAUCUGUUGCAGGAGAGAAACCUAAGUCUGUUGAAAUGGCCAAUUUAAUUAUCUCUCUUGAAGAGAAGUUGGGUUCAAAAAGAUAUUUGUUAGUUCUGGAUGACGUUUGGGACGAAGAGAGAUCACAUUGGGAAGAAUUUAAGAGGCAUAUGAUGAUGAUAAAGUCUCAAGUUGGAAGUGGCGUUAUUGUCACUACCCGAAAACUUGACAUAGGAACAAAGGCUAUGACAACGGAUUCAUGUCCUUUAAAAGGUCUUUCUGAUGAUCAUUGUUGGAAUAUCUUUAAAGAGAGGGCCUUUCUAGCAGGACAAUCACCACCACCCGAAUUGGAGAAGAUUGGGCAUGAUAUUGUGAAAAAGUGUUGUGGUUUACCGUUGCUAGUAAAGGUAAUAGGAGGGGUGUUGCAAAAUUACAGUGACCCGGAGAAGUGGUUGACCAUCAGAAAUAGCAAAGUUUGGGAUCUUGAAGAUGAAACGGAGAGAGUUCAAAAGAGUUUGGAGCUUAGCUUAGAUAAUCUGCCUAGACGUUCUAUAGCCAAGCAAUGUUUUGCAUCUUGUUCAAUCUUUAAGAAAGAUAAGGUCAUGAAAAGGAAAAAACUGGUCCAACUUUGGAUGGCUUUAGGGUUGAUUCAAGUAGACGAGGAAAGAAACAAGGAGAUGGAGGAUGUGGGGAAUGAUAUUUUUCAAAUUUUGGUAAGCAAUUCGUUGUUCCAAGAUGUUAGAAGGGAUGAGUAUGGUCACAUCACUCAUUGUAGUAUGCAUGAUUUGGUUCAUGAUCUUUCAUAA
Molecule: messenger RNA, 1509 nt
Organism: Lactuca sativa (garden lettuce)
Lineage: Eukaryota; Viridiplantae; Streptophyta; Magnoliopsida; Asterales; Asteraceae
Product: putative disease resistance protein RGA3
Molecular function (GO): ADP binding
Source: RefSeq, a predicted model, not a curated record